AUGGCGUCAAGGACCGAGCGGACCACGAGGGAGCUCAUCCAGACGCUUCCACAAGAACUCUUCGCCCUCAUCUACGAAGAAGUCUUCGCCGCCACGCCAGCAUCCAUUUUCGUGCUCAAGCACGAAGUAAGACACCGCCGAAUACUAUUUCCCACUGCUCUCCAUGUCGACCGAGCCUCUCGAGCCACUUACGCUCGUAGCUUCUUCGCAGUGACCCAAUUCAUUUUCCGUCGGCCAGAAGAAGGUCGCUCAUGGCUCGCAGUUGUGGAUACGCUUAAAACGAAUUCCAGAGUUCUCGUGGAGCACGCUCGCGGUUGGGUCAUCGAGUCCGCUCGCGAUUGGGUCAUCGAGCCCGCUCGCGAUUGGGAAUUCAUCUGUUAG
This is a messenger RNA of Sphaerulina musiva SO2202, 381 nucleotides long. RefSeq lists its product as uncharacterized. NCBI's taxonomy places the organism in Eukaryota, Fungi, Ascomycota, Dothideomycetes, Mycosphaerellales, Mycosphaerellaceae. The transcript has a single exon. The record is from RefSeq and is a predicted model, not a curated record. The coding region runs from base 1 to 381 and encodes 126 amino acids.